This is a messenger RNA of Erinaceus europaeus (western European hedgehog), 7156 nucleotides long. RefSeq names its product ERCC excision repair 6, chromatin remodeling factor (gene ERCC6). The record is from RefSeq and is a predicted model, not a curated record. The coding region runs from base 126 to 4544 and encodes 1472 amino acids. Gene Ontology annotation, cellular component: nucleus. Gene Ontology annotation, molecular function: ATP binding; ATP-dependent chromatin remodeler activity. NCBI's taxonomy places the organism in Eukaryota, Metazoa, Chordata, Mammalia, Eulipotyphla, Erinaceidae. Gene Ontology annotation, biological process: transcription-coupled nucleotide-excision repair. The transcript has 21 exons.
GGCGGGUCCUUGUCGGCUUCUAUGGCAGCUGGUGGCGGUGACGUCUAAAGUUUCUGUUCCGGCAACCUCGCGGCCCUAGGGUGAGUGUUUGCACUGCUGGGCUGAACGUCAGGCGUCUUUAGAGGAUGUCAGAUGAGAGAGUCUUCCAUUCAUGUCAAACUCAGGAACAAGACAGCUUACAAGGUCAGUCUGUCAGUGGUCAUGUGGAAAUGACAGUCAAGCAAGAAAAUAAUGACCAUGCGGAGAUGGAGGAAGACCUUCCCUCUUGUUCUUCUGCUAAUGUCCCAUCCACUUCCAUGGAGGGCUGUCCAUUGGAACUUCCAAGGAAAGGGCUGUCGCUGCUGCACAUCGACAGACAUCAGAUCCAGGCAGUGGAGCCAAGUGCACAAGCUCUUGAACUUCUGGGGUUGGGAGUGGAUGUCUACGACCAGGACGUCUUGGAGCAAGGGGUACUUCAGCAGGUGGACAGUGCGAUCCAUGAGGCCAGCCGUGUAGCUCAGCUUGCUGAUGCAGAGAAAGAGUAUCGGUCAGUCUUGGAUGACCUCACGUCAUGUACAACAUCCUUGAGGCAAAUCAAUAAAAUUAUUGAACAGCUUAGUCCUCAGGCUGCCACCAAUAAAGCCAUCAACAGGAAACUAGAUUCUGUAAAACGACAGAAGUAUAAUAAGGAACAACAGCUAAAGAAGAUCACAGCAAAACAAAAACGUCUGCAGGCAAUCCUUGGAGGAGCAGAGGCACACAUUGAACUAGAUCAUGCCAGUCUGGAGGAAGAGGAUUCAGAGCCAGGACCAUCCUGUCUUGGCAGCAUGCUCAUGCCUGUGCAGGAGACUGCUUGGGAGGAGCUUAUUCGCACUGGCCAGAUGACACCAUUUGGUACCCAGAUCCCUCAGAAACAGGAGAAAAAGCCGAGGAAACUAAUGCUCAAUGAAGCAUCAGACUUUGAAAAGUAUUUGGCAGAUCAAGCAAAACUGUCUUUUGAAAGGAAGAAGCAAGCUUCUACUAAAAAAGCAACUAGGAAAGCUCCAACUUCGGUGACUUCUAAGCAGAGUUCAACACCCAGUGAAAACAAACCAAAUAAGAAAAGUCAAGUUUUGUCAAGGACAGAUAAGCGCUUGAAAAAGCACAUGAAGAAACUCCAGAAGAGGGCUCUUCAGUUCCAGGGGAAAGUGGGAUUGGUAAAGAGAAAGAAAUCAUUAGAGUCUGAUGUGAGGCCAAAGACAAAGGGAGACUCUGAGGAUGAGGAGUCCGAGUACUUACCUUCAGAGGUAGAACAGGAAGAGGCUGAAGGUGCAGAGCUGUCAGGAGAAGACACAGAUUGUGAGCUGAGGCCUGUGCUCAAACACCGACAGAAGAAAGUCAUCAAGCAAGAGGUUGAUGACGACUUCUUACCAAGUUCUGGGGAAGAAACUGAAGCUGAAACUGCAACUGGAGGACGUCGAAAAGCAGUGAGAUGCCGAGAUGAUGGAGAUGAAGAUUAUUAUAAGCAGAGGUUAAGGAAAUGGAAUAAACUGAGACUUCAGGACAAAGAGAAGUCUUUGAGGCAUGAAGAAGAUUCCGAGGAAAGUGACGCUGAAUUUGAUGAAGGUUUUAAAAUGCCAGGUUUUCUGUUCAAAAAACUUUUUAAGUACCAGCAGACAGGUGUUAGGUGGCUGUGGGAAUUGCACUGCCAGCAGGCAGGAGGAAUUCUGGGAGACGAAAUGGGAUUGGGCAAGACCAUCCAGAUAAUUGCCUUCUUGGCAGGUCUGAGCUACAGCAAGAUCAGGACUCGUGGUUCAAAUUACAGGUUUGAGGGUUUGGGUCCAGCUCUAAUUGUCUGUCCAACAACAGUGAUGCAUCAGUGGGUAAAGGAAUUUCACACAUGGUGGCCUCCAUUUAGAGUGGCAAUUCUACAUGAAACCGGCUCCUCUUCCCACAAAAAGGAGAGACUUAUUCGAGAUAUUGCUCACUGUCAUGGAAUUCUGAUCACUUCUUACUCCUACAUUCGACUGAUGCAGGAUGACAUUAGCAGGCAUGACUGGCACUAUGUGAUCUUGGAUGAAGGACACAAAAUUAGAAAUCCCAAUGCUGCAGUAACUCUUGCUUGCAAACAGUUCCGUACUCCUCAUCGCAUCAUUUUGUCUGGCUCUCCGAUGCAAAAUAACCUUCGAGAGUUAUGGUCGCUGUUUGACUUUAUCUUCCCAGGAAAGUUAGGAACAUUGCCUGUUUUUAUGGAGCAGUUUUCAGUCCCUAUCACCAUGGGGGGAUAUUCAAAUGCUUCUCCAGUACAGGUUAAAACUGCAUACAAGUGUGCAUGUGUCUUGCGAGAUACCAUAAAUCCGUAUCUGCUUCGGAGAAUGAAGUCAGAUGUCAAAAUGAGCCUUUCUUUGCCUGAUAAAAAUGAGCAGGUCUUAUUUUGUCGUCUUACAGAUGAGCAACAUAAAGUCUACCAAAAUUUCAUUGACUCCAAAGAAGUGUAUGGCAUUCUCAAUGGAGACAUGCAGAUUUUCUCUGGACUUGUAGCCCUAAGGAAGAUAUGCAACCACCCUGAUCUCUUUUCUGGAGGCCCCAAGAAUCUCAGAGGUCCUGCAGAUGACGUACUAGAGGAAGAUCAGUUUGGGUACUGGAAACGAUCUGGGAAAAUGAUAGUUGUUGAGUCCUUGUUGAAAAUAUGGCACAAGCAGGGCCAGAGAGUAUUGCUGUUUUCUCAGUCAAGACAGAUGUUGCACAUACUUGAAGUAUUCCUCAGAGCCCAAAAGUAUACCUAUCUCAAGAUGGAUGGUACCACUACAAUAGCUUCAAGACAGCCACUGAUUUCAAGAUAUAACGAGGACACGUCCAUAUUUGUGUUUCUUCUGACCACUCGAGUGGGUGGCAUAGGAGUGAACUUGACAGGAGCAAACAGAGUCAUCAUCUAUGACCCUGACUGGAACCCAAGCACAGACACACAGGCCCGGGAACGAGCAUGGAGGAUAGGCCAGAAAAAGCAGGUGACGGUAUACAGGCUUCUGACUGCAGGCACCAUUGAAGAAAAGAUCUAUCACAGACAAAUCUUCAAGCAGUUCUUAACAAAUAGAGUGCUAAAAGAUCCAAAACAAAGACGAUUUUUCAAGUCCAAUGAUCUGUAUGAGCUAUUUACUCUGACCAGUCCUGAUGCGUCCCAGAGCACUGAAACGAGUGCUAUUUUUGCAGGAACUGGUUCAGAUGUUCAGACACCUAAGCACCAUUUAAAAAGAAAAUCUCCCCCAGCCUUUGAAACAGACCAUAAUGCUCUAAUAAGCCAAACUUUUCCUGAUUCUAAUGCAUCUACAAAUGAUGCCACAUCAUCUGAAGAGAAAUCUAUGACUAUAGGAGCUGUAGAUCGGGCAGUACCCUCUAACCAAGGUAUUCUUCUGGAAGAUAGCCCUCAAGCACCUUUCAACUUAACUAGCAAUGACAGACUUGAGACUAGACCAGAGGACUCUUCAGUAACUAGUGAAAAUGGAGAGUGUUCAGAUUCCCUGAAAACCAGCACAAUAUCCACAACACCUUGUAUCAAAACUAUUGAAGGAAAGUCUGGUCUUCCUGAUAAAAGAGAAAGGUUCCAGAUUCAAACAGAGCUGCUUUGUGAAAAUAAGCAAAUAGAAAAUAAUUUUUCUAAGCACAAGUCAAAAACAAAGCAUAGUAUGGCAGAAGAGACCAUGGAGAAGCAGUCCAGACGAAAGCAAAAGCCUAAACAUUCCAAGCACUGCGGAGAUGCCAAGUUUGAAGGAACUCGAAUUUCACACCUAGUGAAAAAAAGGCGGUACCAGAAGCAAGACAAUGAGAAUGAGACCAUUGAAAAGAGCAAUGAUGAUUAUGUUUUGGAAAAGCUUUUCAAAAAAUCAGGUGUGCACAGUGUCAUGAAACAUGAUGCAAUCAUGGAUGGAGCCAAUCCAGAUUAUGUGCUAGUGGAGGCAGAGGCCAACCGAGUAGCCCAGGAUGCCCUGAAAGCACUGAAACUCUCUCGGCAGAGAUGUCUGGGGGCAGUGUCUGGUGUCCCCACCUGGACCGGUCAUAGAGGGAUUUCUGGUGCACCUGCAGGAAUAAAGAGUAGAUUUGGUCAGAAAAGAAAUUCCAGAUUCUCUGUGCAGCAUCCUUCUUCUGUAUCUACAAAGGAGAAAUGCCAGGAUGGCAUCAUGAAAAAGGAUGGAAAAGAUCAUGUUUCUGAGCAUUUUAGUGGAAAGGGAGAAAAUGCAGAAUCUUCAUCUGGGGCCCUCACUUCAUCCUCACUGUUAGCUAAAAUGAGAGCUAGAAACCACCUGAUUUUGCCCGAACGGCUAGAAAGUGAAAAUGUCCACCUUCCAGAGACGUCAGUUCCUCCCCCCUCCACAGACCAUGAUGACCUUCUGGUAGAAAUGAGAAACUUCAUUGCUUUUCAGGCACGUGUUGAUGGCCAGGCCAGCACUCAGGAAAUUCUGCAGGAGUUUGAAUCCAAGUUAACAGCCUCACAGUCGUGUGUCUUUCGAGAACUCUUGAGAAAUCUGUGCAAUUUUCAUAGGACUUCUAGUGGUGAAGGAAUUUGGAAACUGAAGCCAGAAUACUGCUGAUCAAAAUUACUUUCUAAACUUUAAAUAACCUGUGUUAAUUGGAAAUUCAUGAUUAUUAAUUCUAUCAUGAAUAAUCGUGUUUGUGAACAGAAGUUGGCCACACUUGUUUACUUUGAAUAUCUACCUCAUAGUUAAUUUUUUUUUAAGAAGGAGAAAUUCUCCUAAGUGUAAAAUAAUGCUAAAUAACUAAAGGAGAAAACAUUCAGGUUUCUUUUGGGGGGGGGGGGCACUAUGAAUUAAGUUGUAAAAUCAGGGACCUAACAGUUAAUCCUUGAGACACAUUUGUUUCCUUACCCAAAAGAUCAAGUCAGGGAGUAUAUUACUGCUUACUUAGGAGUUUGUGCAGGAGUAUUGCAAUAAUUCUUUUUUACUGGUGCUAAGAACAUGUCUUAUGUUCAGCAAGAUCUGCUCAAUAAAUUAGUUCCUCAAAAUCUGAUAACAGCAUUAUUUUUGGUGCAAUUUUUAAGUGUUUAAAUCUAUUAUUUAAACACCCCUCUCCUCUCAGAAUAUCAAAUUUGCUACCUUUGGAGGAUCAUAUUAAUUGCCUUUAAAUGAGAAAUACUUUAAGGUACAGUUCAAUUCAUAAGUAUUUUGUUACUAAAGCAUGAGAUAACUUGGUAAUAAAUGAUAGGACCUAGAUUGCCGUUAUCCAUGUUUCUCAUGUAGUAUGCUCAGUUUACACUAACUUUACUGUAAGCAAAGGACAUCUUCCCUCCCUUAUAGUGGCUCUUUGUUUUUGGAAGAUGAAAUAUGUUGUAUUAAAGAAAAAAAAAUCAAGCAGAAUGAAAAAAUGAGGUGUAGUAAAACAGACAGCACGCAGGCACACAAACAUCACGGCAGAACCUCUAUGAUCCUGAGAUGACUGCCGUCCAACCCUCUUGUUUGCUUGCAUGCUGAGAGGUCACUGCAUGGGUAAGGGUGCUGAUAACUUCUAUAUCAUUGUUCUUCUCUAUGUGUGGUUUUUCCCUCUAUUCCUUUGCUUUCACUGUGAUUUUCUUUCCUAUUCUUAGAAACUUGUUUUUCAGCUACAUCUAUUCUAUUUCUAGCUGUUUCUAUAUUUCUAAUUCUUUGCUGAUGCUUUUGACCCUUGGCUUAUUUUUUUCCUUUUCUUGUUUCCUUUUCUUCAUUAUUUCAACAUCUCAGCUCUAAAAUGUGGUAUUCUUAAAUUCACUGUAUUUCUUUCAUUUUGUCUGUAAUUGUCAUAGUACUUAUCAUUUCUUGGAUUUGCUUUCUCACCAUUUUUUUUUAAUCUUUUAAGACAGAUAACCUGCUUCACUUCUUGUGAAGCGACCCCCCCCCCCCCACAUCUGGGAAGCUGCGGGCUUGAACCAGGAUCCCACAUACGCUUAACCCAUUGUGCUACUGCCCAGCCCUGCACCAUUGUUUUCUUUCUGGGAGUUGUUGUCUGUUUUAGGUUUUUUGUUUGUUUGCUUUGCUUUACUUUUUAUUUUUGUAAGAAAAUUGCAUUGUCCAUGUGCUCAUACUAAAGUGCUAAUGCAGUUCACAGUUGUGAAGCAUUGGAAUGUUAUAUCUGUAUUGUUUGAAAUCCAGGUUGUAUUGAAGUUUGCAAACUCACCAAGUAGAAAAUGCCAUCAGAAAUUAUAACUCGCUAAAAGCAGAGUGAUCCUUGUUGUCCUUGUCUACCCUGCCACUGGCACUGGAGAGGUCAUUGUCCUGCUUGUGUUUCAGUAUGGAUAGUUGGUUUUUAGCUUCCUCUCCCCUCCCCUGCCCUCCCCCUCGCCUCCUUUCCCCUUCUCUUUCCUUUUCUCUUUUUUUCCCUUCCCUCCCCUCCCCUCUCUUUCUCUCCCCUCCCUUUCCCCUCCCCUUCCCCUGCCUCUCCCCUCCCCUCCCCUCCCCUUUCCUUCCCAUCCUUCCUGUCCUGUCCUUUUCUCUUUUUCCCCCUCAAUUUCUUGAUUUUCAUUAGUGACUAUAAGGUUUCAAGGGUAUAAUUUUACACCCAUGAUAAGUGUAAAUCUCCACACCCUCCACCCAAGUUCUGUCCCCCGCCCCCAUCCACACCCUAGCAUCCACCAUACUUCUCACAAAGUUUGAGACAGUUUGAUAGCUAUAGUAUAGUUUUGAACUUUGCCAUCAUUCAUCCCAGAGGGAACAACUUAGAAGACAAUGCUCUAAGUGUAAUGUCUAAACUAACUUAUUCAUUUAGAUGAAAUCUAAUUUUGGAAACUUUGAAAGCCUUGUAUAAUGUAGAUAGAUUUAAUGUAUUUAAUAUAUUGGCAUCAAGCUACAAAUAAAGAAUUUAAAUUUUUUGUGAAAUGUCUUAAUUCCUUGGUUAAUACAUGAUAUUCUGUCAAUCUACUAUCACUCUUAACAUAAUUUCAUACUGUGUCUCCCCACCACUCUUAACCCCUAGAGGUAUUUUUCCAGGCUACUUUCCAUAAAUUUACAUUUGAAGGUAACAUAUGGUGAAGAUGGUUGCUGCCAGGUUGCCCACUUUCCCCCUUGCUUGACUAAUGGAAUUCCUGAAUUAUUUGACUAAAUACUACUGAAAGAUCCUACUCCUUAGCCUCUCUUGUAGAACACAUGAAUAAGCAACUUGAAUGUAAAUAGAACUUCCAGAGUGAGCCCUUAAAUAAGGAAUUUAGUGUAUACUU